AUGCUGAGGUCGACGGAGGAGCGGACGGUGUACGAGGCGGAGCGGGCGAUCAGGAACCUGGCCGCGGAUGGAGGCGGCGAAGUGAUGGAUUUUUUUGAUGAUUUCAGGGUCGGAAAGGAUGCGCCGCCACUAUUUGCUGACGCAGCGGCAUCAGCAGGCGGCGGAGGGUGUUGGCAGCCUGGACAGGAUUUGGGUCGUCAGUUCCUCCGGCAACCAUUCGUCGAAUUGCCUUCUUUUACCGUCGCCGGUGGACAUCUUUGGAGAGAUCGGGAUGAUCAGAUCGUGUGCUUAGAUUUACGGUCAGCGGCGGCCGUGUUAUUUAUUUAA
Messenger RNA from Linum trigynum, 327 nucleotides. The record is from the annotation of a GenBank genome assembly. Lineage: Eukaryota; Viridiplantae; Streptophyta; Magnoliopsida; Malpighiales; Linaceae.